This is a messenger RNA of Thamnophis sirtalis, 2785 nucleotides long. RefSeq names its product FtsJ RNA 2'-O-methyltransferase 3 (gene FTSJ3). NCBI's taxonomy places the organism in Eukaryota, Metazoa, Chordata, Lepidosauria, Squamata, Natricidae. Gene Ontology annotation, cellular component: nucleus; preribosome, large subunit precursor; nucleolus. The record is from RefSeq and is a predicted model, not a curated record. Gene Ontology annotation, molecular function: rRNA (guanine) methyltransferase activity; rRNA (uridine-2'-O-ribose)-methyltransferase activity. Gene Ontology annotation, biological process: maturation of LSU-rRNA from tricistronic rRNA transcript (SSU-rRNA, 5.8S rRNA, LSU-rRNA); rRNA methylation; maturation of 5.8S rRNA from tricistronic rRNA transcript (SSU-rRNA, 5.8S rRNA, LSU-rRNA).
GGUUCUGCGCACGUGGGAUUCCCCGGGUCGGAAUUGCUGCGGCCGCUGAUUCUUAGUCGAGAUGGGCAAGAAGGGGAAAAUCGGAAAGAGCCGAAGAGACAAGUUUUAUCACCUGGCCAAAGAGACUGGGUUUCGCUCCCGUUCUUCUUUUAAGUUGAUCCAGUUGAAUCGCAAAUUCCAAUUCCUCCCAAAGUCACGGGCCUUGCUGGAUCUGUGUGCCGCUCCCGGAGGAUGGCUUCAGGUGGCCUCAAAAUUUAUGCCAGUGUCCAGUCUUAUUGUCGGGGUUGAUCUGGUCCCCAUCAAGCCCAUCCCUAAUGUGGUAACAAUGCAGGAAGACAUCACUACUGAGAAGUGUCGCCAGGCCUUGCGGAAGGAGCUGAAGACGUGGAAAGUAGAUGUUGUGUUGAAUGAUGGGGCUCCCAAUGUAGGUGCCAGUUGGGUACACGAUGCCUUUACUCAAGCAAACCUUACACUGUCAGCCCUGAAACUGGCCUGUGACUUCUUGUCUAAGGGCGGCUGGUUCAUCACCAAGGUCUUCCGUUCCCGGGAUUACCAGCCCCUUCUGUGGAUCUUUCAGCAGCUGUUCCAUAAAGUACAAGCCACCAAGCCACAAGCCUCCCGUAAUGAGUCAGCUGAGAUCUUUGUCGUCUGUCAGGGCUACUUGGCUCCAGAUAAAAUUGACAAUAAAUUCUUUGACCCCAAGUUUGCUUUCAAAGAAGUGGAGGUGCAGGCCAAGUCUGUGAGUGAAUUGGUGACCAAAAGGAAGCCAAAGGCUGAAGGAUAUGAAGAUGGAGCCACAAUUCUUUAUAACCGCUGCAGCCUGACAGAUUUUCUAAAAUCUUCCAACCCAGUGGACUUCUUAGCCAAAGCCAGUGAGAUUGUCUUUGACAAUGAAGACUUGGAACAUCACAGUGCAACAAGUGAGGAAGUGCGCCAUUGUUGUCAAGACAUCCGAGUUCUUGGACGUAAGGAACUCCGGGCCCUGCUGAAUUGGAGAACAAAACUGAGGCGGUUUCUGGUGAAGAAGCGGAAAGAACAAGCUAAGGAAAUAGAUAUCAAUUUAAGUUCUGGUGAGGAAGAAGAAGGAGAGGAAGAAGUGCAACCCAAGCAGACAGCUCCAGAAAUUCAAAGGACAGAAGAAGAAAAAGAGGCUGAAGAAUUGGAAUUACAACUUGCUCAGCAAAAAGCUGAGGAGAUAGCUGAACUAAAGCGGAAAAAACGUAAAAUUCUGCGUGAGCGCAGACGCCAAAGAGAACGUGUUGAACUGAAGAUGGAUCUUCCGGGUGUUUCUGUUGCAGAUGAUGGGGACACCGGGAUGUUCUCUCUCAGAGCAGUUGGCAAAAACCAGCUACUGCAUGAGUUGGUCCAAGGUGACAUGGCAGCUGCAGAUGCUUUUGUGGAAUCAUCUACCAAUGCUGACAACGACUUCUCUCUCUCAGAAGAAGGAGGCUCUGAUGAUGAUGUCUCCUUGGCCAGUGACUUGGAUGAUGAUGAGCUGGCAGAGAUUGAGGAGCGGGCCAAGCAAUUGAAGCAGGCCUGUGUCUCAGAAAAAAUUGCCUCUGAAGAUGAAAUGGAAGAAGACAAUGCUGAAGGAGGAAAUCCUCUGUUAGUGCCACUGGAGGACAAGGAAGAGCGUGAGCAACAUCGGAUGAGCUUAUGGUUUGGCAAAGAGGCUUUUGCUGGAAUUGAUGAUAAUGCUGAUGAAGCACUAGAGAUCGGGCAAGCACAAGUCCUAUCCCAGAACCGGGCAGAACACCCACCAGUCUCAAAGAAGAACAAGAGGCAAAAGAAGUUGCUACAACAUGAAACUGUGCCUGAAUCUAUGAACAGGGAAAGUCUUGAACCUGAAGGAGCAAAAGAUUCAUCUGAAAUGGUGUCCUCUGAGGGAGAGGAGAGUGACAGUAGCGAUGAAGACAGGGAAUUGUCAGCUUCCCAGGCAGGAAUAAAACGUCUGCGAGAGGGCCAAAGUGGUAUUGAGGUGGUCCCCAUUAUAGAUCCAGUGAAGCGAGCUCGGGUUCUGAACCCUGAAGGACUGGCAUUAGGAGCAGUCAUUGCCACUUCCCGCAAGGCCAAGAGAAACUUAAUUGAUGAAUCUUUCAACAGGUAUACUUUCAACGAGGAAGAAGGGGAACUACCUGAAUGGUUUGUGCAAGAAGAGCACCAGCACCGGCGCAAACCACUGCCUGUGGACCCUCAGACUGUGGAGGAGAACCGCCAGCGUUGGCGGGAAAUUAAUGCUCGGCCCAUCAAGAAAGUAGCAGAAGCUAAGGCCCGCAAAAAACGACGAAUGUUGAAGAAACUGGAGCAGAUGAAGAAAAAAGCAGAAUCUGUGGUGAAUACUGUAGAUAUCUCAGAGCGUGAAAAGACUGCCCAGUUACGCAGUAUCUACAAGAAAGCAGGUAUAGGGAAUGAAAAAAGGCAGGUGACUUACGUCGUGGCCAAGAAAGGUGGAGGGCGGAAGGUUCGACGCCCUGCUGGAGUCAAGGGCCAUUUCAAAGUGGUGGACAGACGUCUCAAGAAGGACAUGAGAUCACAAAAACACAAGGAACAGAAACCAAGACGCAAGAAGCAGAAGUAAAAUUGUCAUAACUUAAUUAUUUUGUGACUAGGAUGGGCUCUUUUGACUCUAGUCCUUAUCCUACAAACUGCUUUUUUGCCAUUCAGCCAUUAAUAAUGUAAGUUGCAUAAAGGUGGACAUGUGACGCUUAUGCCCUUCAGGGCUGUCUUUUUUUCGAGAUUUUGUAAUUAUUUGUGUUUUAUUAAACUCUUUUUUCCUGAAAAAAAA